UGAAUCUCGGUUAGUUGUUGGUGUGUGGACAUUAGAGAAAUUUCGGCAACUGCAUCCGCACUUUUUAGCCUUAUAAAGUGGCCGGAAAAUUGGGAAAUCUUGACCUAAUUUAGAGCUUAGAAGCAUUUGACCUAUAACGUGGCAGUGCCUGCACGUUGAACCAGAAUUUGCUUCAAUUAGUGAAAGAAAGAACCAAAAGAUAACCGGGCCGAGCUCUCCUAUCUAAUAUUUCUUUCUGAAUCUUCCAAUCCCAAAGGAAAUAAUGACCGGCAAAGAAAAAGCCAAGGAGAGAAGAGAAAAGAGACUUCAACAAGUCUCCCUCCUCCGCACCAUUCCCUACUCCGAUCACCAGAGGUGGUGGUCCUCGGAAACUAUAGCUGUGGUGACGGGUGCUAACAGAGGAAUUGGAUUCGAGAUCGCCAGACAACUUGCUGGGCAAGGAUUAACGGUUAUACUUACAUCGAGAGAUAUAAGUGUUGGCCUUGAAGCAGCCAAGGUCCUGCAAGAAGGAGGUUUCAAUAUAGAUAUUCAUCAGCUCGAUGUCUUAGAACAGUCAUCAAUCGAAGAGUUUUGCGAGUGGAUACGGGAAAAAUAUGGUGGUAUAGAUAUUCUGGUUAAUAAUGCAGGUGUUAAUUUUAACAUUGGUAAUAAUAAUUCAGUUGAGUUUGCCAAGGAAGUCAUCGCCACCAACUAUUAUGGGACUAAAAGUAUGAUUAAGGCUAUGAUUCCUUUAAUGAGACCUUCUUCUGCUGGUGCCCGUAUUGUUUCUGUGAGCUCUCGGCUCGGUAAACUAAAUGGCCGACGCAAUAGACUUGAAAACCCAACAUUGAGACAACAACUGGGCGAUUUGGACUCACUCUCUGAGGAACUCAUUGAUAGUACUGUUGAAACUUUCCUAAAAGAAGUUGAAGAGGGCACUUGGGAAUCAGGUGGAUGGCCUCAGACAUUAACUGACUACUCAAUGUCAAAACUUGCUGUUAAUGCUUAUACCAGGCUAAUGGCAAAGAUACUCUCUGAUCGCCCAGAAGGCGAGAAGAUUUACAUCAAUUGCUACUGCCCAGGCUGGGUAAAGACUGCUAUGACAGGGUGGUCGGGUAAUGUUUCAGCUGAAUAUGGUGCUGACACUGGAGUGUGGCUUUCACUGCUUCCAGAUCAGGCAAUAACAGGGAAGUUCUUUGCAGAGAGACGUGAGAUAAGCUUCUGAAGCAACUAGCUGAAGACUGUUAGAGAUGAGUAGAAAUCCAUAAAAAGAAAAAGGAAAUGUAAAUUGUUAGACAAAAGUUUUCUUUCACGCAGGCUCCUUGAAUGAAGUUGUUUAAUGGAUUUUCUGAUGAAUGAGAGUUACCAACCAUCCCUGCCUCGGUCAAAUGAUAAUUGCCUAAUAUGUUUGAAUCUCAACAAUAGUAUUCAAACCAGAAUAUAUGAGUCUUUGGAGUCGAAGUAUGUUUAGCAUUCGCGCUUGGACUUAUCCAUAUGUUUGUAACUAAUGGUUAGAUUAUAAGUUGUCAGUUUUAUUUCAAAUCGAAUUGUGCCCUAGAUGUAUUUCAUUUGUGGGUUCAUUUAUCACAUGAAAAUCUUUCUAGAA
Molecule: messenger RNA, 1585 nt
Organism: Mangifera indica (mango)
Lineage: Eukaryota; Viridiplantae; Streptophyta; Magnoliopsida; Sapindales; Anacardiaceae
Product: (+)-neomenthol dehydrogenase
Exons: 4
Coding region: 263-1204 (313 amino acids)
Cellular component (GO): membrane
Molecular function (GO): oxidoreductase activity, acting on the CH-OH group of donors, NAD or NADP as acceptor
Source: RefSeq, a predicted model, not a curated record